CAGUUAUAUUACAAUUGUAUAUCAUCAAUGAAUUAAUGGUGCUUCAGCAUUUUAAUGUUGGUUAUUCAUUGAAAACGAUUGAUGUAGUGUCAAUAACAAUAACUUGCUUUUGAAUAAUUUACUGAAAACAUACAAAAUUUUCCCUAUAAAAACAAUUUAAUUGAAAAAAUAUUAAAAUUUAUUAAUCAAUUUGGGUUUGUUACCCAAUUCAACAAAUUGCAAUACUAGUUAUGUUAUAAUUUGACUUAAAUCAUGUCCUAUAGUAAACAUUUUUCAAUUGAUGAUGCUUUCGAAGAUGAAUCAUUAGAUGAAAUUAAAGUGAUAAGUUCGAGUGUUGAAAACUCUCCUUUUCAAUAUCCCAGUCAAAACAGAGUUCUCAACUAUGGUGGAAUUAUGCAUGAUUCGGUAAAAAAUUUAAAAUCAUUAAAAGAUACAUCUCAUGAUAGAGAUUCAUUAAUAUGUAAUGGUAAAUUGUUAUACACCAGUAAAGAAAGAGGAUGGUGGCAUCAUCCUCAAGUUCGUGAAAAUUGGCGUGUUGUACUAACUGUCAUUUUAUUACUUUUUAUUGGAAUAGGCCUAUUGUCAGUAGCAAUUGCUGUAGUGUUGAUUCCAAUUACUAAUUAUAACGCAUUAGUUUUUUUUAUUGUUGGUUUUAUAUGUUUUAUACCAGGAGCAUAUCAUGUUGUCUAUAUUUAUCUUGCAGCCAAAGGAUGUCCAGGUUACAGUUUUUACAGUUUAUCAUUAUUUAACUAAUGAUAUCUGAACAAAUUGUAUUAUUACUCUCUAUAUAAUAAUAAGUUAUCUUGAGUUUUAUAUUUUUAAUACAUUUUAUAUUAUACUUGAGUAAAACAUUAGUAUUUGGUUUAAAAAAAAAAAAAACUUAAAUUAAAUUCAAAAAAUUAUUGGUUGAUUUAUUAACUAACUAAAAGAUCUUUGCUUGAUUAACAAUUAAUAAUAUAUAUACUUUUAUUUAGUUUGCACUUAAAUUCCCUUAAAUUCUAUUUUUAUAUUGCAAACUUUCACUUAACUAAUAAACUAUAUAGAGAAGACUUAUUUUUAUACAGUAAUUUAUAAAAUUCCAUUACUCAUGUACUAAUAUAUUUAAAUUACGCAAUAUUUAUUUAU
Messenger RNA from Daktulosphaira vitifoliae (grape phylloxera), 1125 nucleotides. Its product is annotated as transmembrane protein 134. NCBI's taxonomy places the organism in Eukaryota, Metazoa, Arthropoda, Insecta, Hemiptera, Phylloxeridae. The transcript has 3 exons. Bases 253 to 753 code for a protein of 166 amino acids. The record is from RefSeq and is a predicted model, not a curated record.